UCACCUUCAAACAGCCCUGCCUUUCUGGCUGAGCACACCUCACUUUAGGGGAGCAGAGGCAAAGAGCGACCACUGAGGGGUUCUGCGGCAGCUCGGCAAGGCUCUGAAUUGCCAAGAUGCUUCUGCUCCUUUCUCUGGUCACUGGGCUCGCCAUGUCCGCCUCUGGGGUCAUGACAGACAAAGAAACUGAUCCAAGCCAAGAGUGGUUUCAGGACAUAGAGAAGAAAGUGAACGACCUCUGGCAGAACUUGCUCUACCCAGCAAUGCCUGGUAAUGAGACCGACGGGAUGAUUUACGCCGCUUGUGAAAUGAAGCCCAGCUCCAAAAUAGAUGCUGACAAGCCACAGGUGACUGGACAAGUCUUAUUCAGACAGUAUUACUCAUCUGGAAGAUUAGAAGCCAUUUUUUACCUGGAUGGGUUUCCACUGGAUAAUAAUCAAUCUGGUAGAGCUAUACACAUCCACGAGCUUGGGGAUCUCAGCAAGGGCUGUGAUGCUACAGGAGGACACUAUAACCCCUUCAGUGUGAAUCACCCCCGGCACCCGGGAGAUUUUGGCAACUUUUUCCCUAAAGAAGGCAAGAUCAGAAAAUACAAACCGAAUCUCUUUGCCACUAUGUUUGGUCCGUAUUCCAUCAUGGGCAGAUCCGUUGUGAUCCACGAGCAGGAAGAUGACAUGGGCAAAGGCAACAACAAGGCCAGUUUGGAAAAUGGAAAUGCUGGGAAGCGGUUGGCUUGCUGUGUGAUUGGGAUGUGCAACAAGAACUUGUGGGAAGAGAAACUGCCUGAGGUUACAGACAAGAAGAAGAGAGGGCUCAACAAAAGAACACAGAACCAGGCUUAAGUGAAGAUCAACACAAGGGCUAUAGCUUGGGCAGCACAAAGCACCUCAGGCUGUGCCAUUGGCCACCAAUAUACAUGGCAAAAAGGCUUCUCAUUUCCAUUUACUUGCUCCUCUAAGAAACAUGUAUCACUUUGUAGAGCAUCCUUUCUGUAAGCCCAUCAAUAAAAACAGCAUCAACUCAA
Molecule: messenger RNA, 1024 nt
Organism: Neopsephotus bourkii (Bourke's parrot)
Lineage: Eukaryota; Metazoa; Chordata; Aves; Psittaciformes; Psittacidae
Gene: SOD3
Product: superoxide dismutase 3
Exons: 2
Coding region: 117-842 (241 amino acids)
Biological process (GO): removal of superoxide radicals
Molecular function (GO): copper ion binding; superoxide dismutase activity
Source: RefSeq, a predicted model, not a curated record